AUGAAGUGGGGUCAUUACACCGUUAAUUACAGUCGCAGGGGAACACCUAUCGUUCCUGUACUAAAAGACGGUUCAGUACGAAUUUGUGGUGACUUUAAGGUUACCGUUAACCCAUACAUCGAAAUUGAUCAAUAUCCUUCGCCUCGUAUCAAUGAACUUUUUGUCAAAUUACAAGAAGGCGUUCAUUUUUCCAAGUUAGAUUUAUCUAACGCUUAUCAACAAAUUUGCUUAGAUCAAUCUUCAAAGGAAUUGAUGACAAUUUCCACUCACAAAGGUUUAUAUCAAUAUAAUAGGGCACCUUUUGGUAUCGCAAGUAUACCUGCUAAAUUCCAAAAAAUUAUGGAAUCAUUGUUGCAAGGCCUUGACGGUACAGUAGUAUUUCUUAAUGAUAUUUUAAUUACUGGAUGUAAUCGUAAGGAGCAUUUAAUUAGGCUAAAAAAGGUUUUGCAAAUUCUGCAGGAAUCAGGUUUAAAAAUUUCAUUACCUAAAUGUAGUUUUUUCCAAGAUCAAAUUGAGUAUUUGGGUUUCAUUAUUAAUAAAGAAGGACUACAUACAUCAGACAAAAAAAUAAAAGCCAUAAAAGAUGCAGAACAGCCCCAAAAUCUACAACCAUCAGUUAUAGCAAUACUUAUAGCGAAUUCUAUUCCACAAAACGAUUCCACCACAUCUUCAUCCAGACCUAUAAGGAUGGUAGAAUAUCAAAAACAACCUAAGCGACCACCGAUAUCCACGCCCAGAAAGAGCGUGGCAACAGAAAAUUUUGCUCUAGAACACAUCUUUGAAGAACCAAUUCCUUGUAAUAAUAACCAAUAUAUAACCACGAUACGCGACUAUAAACACGAUCCAAGAUCCAAGGUUUACAAAAGAACAGAUGAGGAGAAUCUUGAACGCGCCUUAAAUGAAAUAAAAACUGGAAUGUCAUAUAGAGAUGCAAGCAUGUAA
Messenger RNA from Sitophilus oryzae (rice weevil), 942 nucleotides. RefSeq lists its product as uncharacterized. Bases 1 to 942 code for a protein of 313 amino acids. The transcript has 3 exons. The record is from RefSeq and is a predicted model, not a curated record. Lineage: Eukaryota; Metazoa; Arthropoda; Insecta; Coleoptera; Curculionidae.